UGCCUUCUCCCGUCAUGUCUCGCAGGCGCCAGGACGACCCCGCGCGCGAUGCCCGUGUGCGAGGCUUUCUCGCGGAUGUGCUGGCUGCGCACGAUGCUGGUGACCGCGAGGUUACGCGCGAUGCUGGUCUGGCUGCGCUCGACGCUGGUGACCGCGAGGCCGCGUGCGAAUACGUCCUGGACACGUCGGGCCUCCGCGAAUUCGCAGGCGCGGAGUCGUUCAUCAGGGAGAGCGCCGAGUUCGAACUGAAGUACCUCCCCGAAGUCCUGCGCGAUGACAUGCAGCUGAGCGGCGGCUGCUAUACGAACCACUUGCGCGACGAGGCCGGCGACUGGCUUGUAUGGGGCGCGGUCCUGGUCGCCGCCCAGCACGAGCUCGAGGUACGCUACGCGGACUUUCGACGGUGCGCGCGGUGGACGCCCACGCCUGUGUACUCCUUUGAGUCGCGCCUCAUCCGAUACUCCACGAGGGAGGAUGAGCGCGCGGUUGUUCUGCGCCUGCGCGACGCCCUACGGCGGAGCAUAGAGGCUCUCGAGCGCGUCCCGAAGCCCAGGACCGCGAUCCUUGGCCCCAUCCCAUUGCGGUCGGACUCGCUUCCUCUCCUGGCCACGCGCAUAGUCUACGAGCUGCACACGGUUGUUGUACCCACACUAUGCGUUGCAUACCUCGGCGAACUGGAGGACUUGGUUGCGUACAUGGCGGAGCUGCAUACGGGUAUCUGGGUCGUCGCCGUCCUCGCGCUGUUCGUGUGCAUGUAUGCAUGGUAUCGCUCUUGUGGAACGUCGCGGCCAGCGGAUAGGGCGACGCGAUAUAUAGUGAGGAUGCGGCAGAGAUCACGCCAGGGGCCCCUGCUAUGGAAGACGCUGUUGGCGCUGACGGGGAGGGUUGUGGAUGAGGAGGACAUGGACGAGACCGUCGUGGGGAAUAUACGCCGGAUAUUCGACCUGGUGGACACGCGCAUGAUGACGUAUCAGAGGCCUUCUGGAGAGCCUUUCACGGGAAAGACGACUUUGGAGGCCAUGCAUGGGAACAUGGUUUCUGUACCGAAUGGCGAGAAGCUCAUGGCGGAGAUCGUAGCUCGCAUCCGUCCCUUCGUUCAGACUGAGAGCGAGGUUGAUCACGCUAGCACCGAAGCCUCUGCCACUACAGCAAAUCAUCAUCUCGAAGAACAGCGGCGAGCUGAUCUGGGUGCGCACCUCUCGGACGCCUGCAACUAUUUCGGCUUCCACGACCCGUUCUUCGAGAUCCUCGGCCCGGCGGCGUACGCGGGGAUAUCGAGACUUGGGGUCCAGCCCGCGACGCGCUAUGCCGACGAGCUCAUCAAGUCCAUCGACAACGCGGUCGACGCGCUCCGCGAACUGGGACCCGUCCCGGAGACUCUGCAGAACUUCGUCCGCAAUACGCAUCUGCGCCUGGCCUGGAUCGGCGGGAUUGGGUACGCGCAGACGGAUAUUGUGGCGCAGAUCGAGGUGUAUCGGCGUGAGCCCACGCGCGAGAAGCUGCAGGAUCUGCGGAAGAUUCUUGAUCACUAUCUGAGUGCUCUGGCCGCGGAUCCUCCGCCUUCCUUUCGCGACCUGCUCAACGCCAACCUGAGCAAGAAUGACAGGACGAGGCUCAUUCUUCGGGAGAUGUCCAAGAUCUGUUGCUUUACACUAGGCUGCCUCCCGCUCCUCGUCAUGAUGAAGUUGGCCAACAGCAAGCCCGAAGUCAUCCUCGGCGUGGUGUACACUUCGUUUUUGAAGACGGUGGUCAGCCCGUAUGGACUCGCGGCGCUGGAGGGGCUGUACGACUGGGCCACCGGGUACCGGAGGAAUGAGGAGGUGCAUAAAGCGGCUAACGUCGCGGCGGACCUCGAGCGCCUCGCGCGGUACCACCUCAUUGGCUGGCGGGCGCUGCAGGUAGCCAUUGGCGGGUCGGAGGCGGACGAUGCUAUCGUGCGCGCGCUCAUGAGUAGCAUCACGAGCGCCGCGAAGCCGUCCAUCUUGGUCUCGCUCGUGGAGGCGCUGGAUGGGAAGGUGGUGUACGGCGUCAAGCGGAAGGCGUAUUCGCGGACAGACACCGUGCGCGCGAUGGUCGACGGGCGCUAUCCGGCUUUUGGGACAAUGAAUGACGGGCGGGGGAAGGUAGCGUGAGUUUUGGACGUGGUCGGGGACGUGGGUCUGGCACCGUGAGUCGGGGGCAUGGGAUCUGGCUUCGUGAGUGUAUCGCGUGUUCUAUUUGUUUCAAAUCGUUACGGGUGUACAGUGUACUUGACUUGUGCGCCUCUUGGCCGUGUACUCUUGUUCUUCUACGUCUCCGCGGGAGUGCGU
Molecule: messenger RNA, 2309 nt
Organism: Schizophyllum commune H4-8
Lineage: Eukaryota; Fungi; Basidiomycota; Agaricomycetes; Agaricales; Schizophyllaceae
Exons: 11
Coding region: 15-2132 (705 amino acids)
Source: RefSeq, a predicted model, not a curated record